ACAAACACCAAGUAUCAAAGUGGCUCAGGCUUUAGCACCUUAUUGUCCUCUCCUGUGAGUGGACAUCUGGGUUACAGUGAGCACAGUCUGCCUUAGAUGUUCUAAAUUAUAUAGACAAAACUUAAUUUGAUUCACUUUACAGCAGGUAUCUGUUGUCUACACAUCUUUACAUAUUUAUUAGUGCCAAGUCCCCAGUCAAACUGUUCUGUAUUUCUACUCUGUAUGGCACAGAAUGUAAUGCCAGGGUUAUACAAAUAUGCAGUAAUAUGUAUAAAUGAGUACUAAUACCAUCUCUCUCAGGUUAAAGAGAGAAAGAAGUCUGCCUAGAAAAGAGAGAAGGUAAAGCUGAAGUGCAUCUCUUGCUCAGCAAGUCACAGGACAUCAGUCGUUGCAUACUGUCACCAGAUAGUGUACUGGCUGGGAUGAUGUCCUAGUUGGUACUACCUCUCCUACACAUAAUGGAAGAGCCACAGAAGGGCCCACAAUAUCCAGAGCCACUCUUCCCCUCAGUUCGGAUUCAAAGCAAGACCUGUGUUUUCUGUCAUAGGCUUAGGUAUCUUAGAUAUCAUGUCAUGCUAUGCUGCUUUUGUUUUUCAUUAUUUUCUGCUGCUUACUCUUCAGUUGCAUUCCUUUCUUCUUUUAUUAAGCUGAAUCACAAGCUUCCCAAGAGGCAGACACUUAUAGCCCACCUGUGCAGUGGGACUGAUGUGCCUUCUGCUUUGUGCCAGAGUCCCUUUUAGGCCACAGUGUAUGCAUGUUGUCUAGAAGCCACUAUGGAAAAACCCCUGUGUUUCAUGGGCCAUGAAACAGCCUCCUUUUAACUUGCAGCACAUGACAUGAAGAGGAUUGCCCAACAGGAUUUUGGCCAACAUCUGUGAGAGCUGCACAUGAUUUUGUCAACUGGAGAAUUUCCUAGGAUCAGCUUGCAGCUGAAGUGCCUAGAGGAGGACAGCCACGUCGGUGGGAGGGAGAGAAAGGAGGCUUGGGGCUGUGCUCAGGUGACUGACACAGUGGCAGAUGAGGGACAAGCAUCAGUGUGGAUGCUGCCUUGAGCUAGGGGAAUUUUGUAUAAUUACCUCACUAUCCCACAAAGAAAGGCAAUUUCAGUGUGAUAAACAUAUUCCUUAGCUGUCUGUACAACAGCAAUACUUGCACAAAAACAAGGCUGAAUUUCUGAGAUGCACAAAGUCCCUGCAUGUACGACUGCAAUGUUAGGCAGUGCACCUGCUCCUCCUGAAGGAUUUUGUCCUUGCCAGGUACUCACAGCCGAUCUCAGCCCUGCCACUCUGCAUUCCCCUGGCCAUACCGUCUGUUGUUGGAGCAGUUUCAAAACAUCACAAGCCAGGUUUAUGCAGGGACAACUUUCUCACCAUGGCCUCCUGAAGCAGGAACAUGGCAAAUAAGAAUAAGAGAAGAGGGGUCAAAAACUGCAGGAACUGGUUGGAUGCUGAUUGAGGCACAAGGUGUGGUACCAGAAGAGCCUCUUUAGGAGGGAAGUAGGACUUCAGGGAAAUAGCAUGUUCACAAAAGAGAAAUUCUGCUUAUGGAAUUGAAGAAACUGCUUGCUCCCAUCAUCUCACCCCGAACUUGGGAAGAUUGCUCCUCAGCCUGGGCUUGUCUGGCUCAGGGAAGGAAGAAGAUUGCAGAAAGAGGGUAAGGAAGAAGGACAUAUGUCGCUCCCAGAAAAGGUGAUGUUUGAGUUGCUGAAGUGGAAGAAGUAAGAAAAGCUUGAGGGAAGCAGGAGUGAAGCACUGACUGUUACCAGACAGGACCUCUGUAACACUGGUAUUUUCCAGGUAUGGUGCUGCCAGUCCUUACAAGGAUCCUUUCUUUGUCUUUUUGUUUCAGUUUGUGAGCAGCAUCUACUGCUUGAAAGAGUAAUGAGCUGCAUAAAAGUGACAGGGAGGGCCCCUUCCCACUGCACCUACUGCACAUGUGGUAGGUGGACACCCAGACACUGCCAUAUCCUCAGGGAGGACAGUCUGCUUGCCUGGCUGUAGGGAGAAAUGCCAGAGUUCUGGAAAACACCAGUAAAACCUACUCAGCUGGAGAAGCUCAACACAGUGACUGUGAGUCAUUGCCUUAAGUCUAUCUAUCCCUUCAGUACCAGAAAAUCUCUCUUCUCUAUAGUGUGUCUAUAAGUCAGCUACAUCUGACUUACAUCUCAUCCCACAUCCUCCUGCAGUUGAGAAAUCCAACCCAGGCAAACAAACCCCACAGAAGCUGGCAGUAUGCAACAGGCAGGGACAGAGGAUUUGGAAGACAGCUUUGUCCUUGGCCAAGUUGACCACUGCCCUGUCCAGCACAAAGCAAGUGUCCACCAGCCACAAGGAUCCCAGAGUGAGCAGGCUCCAUGAGGAAAAUGGCCUCUGGAGCUCAGGAGCAGUGGAGGAAGCAGAGUGCACAAGUAUUCUGUGAGGCUGUGCAACCCUUGUGCCCUGGGAUAAUGAGCCUAGAUUGCUGGAGGUCUGAUUUGUGCAGCACCAUGGACUCGUCAGAAGAGACUGGAGGCUCCUCUGCAGAAGAAAACUACUUUGUGAACUACACCUUCACUGACCGCUCCCACUCGGGCCGCGUGGCCCAGGGUAUUAUGAAAUUAUGCUUGGAGGAUGAGCUCUUUGCUGAUGUUACAAUAUCAGUGGAAGGCAAAGAAUUCCAGCUGCACCGUUUGGUCCUCUCAGCUCAGAGCUGCUUUUUUCGUUCUAUGUUCACUUCCAACCUAAAGGAGGCCCACAACCGGGUGAUAGAGCUGCAGGAUGUUAGUGAGAGUGUCUUUCAGCUCCUUGUGGACUAUAUUUACCAUGGAACUGUAAAGCUGAGGGCAGAGGAGUUGCAGGAAACCUAUGAAGUGGCAGACAUGUACCAGCUGACUGCCCUUUUUGAAGAGUGCUCCCGUUUUCUGGCCCGUACGGUGCAGGUGAGAAACUGUCUGCAGGUCAUGUGGUUGGCAGAUCAACACAGUGACAUGGAGCUCUACACAGCUGCCAAACACUGUGCAAAGUCACAUUUGUCUCAGCUGCAGGAGACAGAGGAGUUCCUACACCUGCCUCUCCGCCUGCUGACAGACAUCCUUACAGAUGGCGUUCCAUGUUCUCAGAAUCCAACAGUUGCCAUAGAAACCUGGAUAAACUUCAACAAGGAGGAGCGAGCAGGCUUUUCGGAGACUCUGCGAUCGAGUCUGAAGGUGAUUGGAGAAAAUGUUCACAUCUACCUGAUUGGAAAGGAGUCAUCACGUACACAUUCCCUUGCUGUCUCUCUGCACUGUGCUGACGAUGACUCCAUCAGUGUGAGUGGCCAGAACAGCCUGUGUCACCAGAUCACCGCGGCCUGCAAGCAUGGCAGUGACCUGUAUGUCGUUGGUGGCUCCAUUCCACGGCGCAUGUGGAAAUGCAACAAUGCAACUAUAGACUGGGAAUGGUGUGCUCCUCUGCCCCGUGACCGGCUCCAGCACACCCUCGUCUCUGUGCCAAGCAAAGAUGCAAUAUAUUCACUGGGGGGGAAAACUCUACAGGACACUCUCUCUAAUGCUGUCAUAUAUUACAGAGUACGAGACAACGUCUGGACAGAGACCAGCCAGUUGGAAGUGGCAGUCUCUGGAGCUGCAGGGGUGAACCUUAAUGGUGUCAUUUACCUGCUGGGUGGGGAGGAAAAUGACUUAGACUUCUUCACCAAGCCCUCUCGGCUCAUUCAGUGCUAUGAUACCAACACAGAGAAAUGCCACGUGAAGCCGUACGUACUGCCUUUCGCAGGCUGCAUGCACGCUGCUGUGCACAAGGAUGUGGUGUUCAUUGUGGCCGAGGGGGAUUCACUGCUCUGCUACAAUCCCCUGUUGGAUAGCUUCACCCGGCUGUGCCUCCCAGAUGCCUGGAGCUCAGUACCAUCCCUCUGGAAAAUUGCCAGCUGCAAUGGCAGCAUCUAUGUCUUUCGCGACCGCUAUAAAAAGGGUGAUGCAAAUACUUUUAAACUUAACCCAGCCACCUCUGUUGUAACAGUCACAAGUGGCAUCAAAGUGCUGCUCACUAACCUGCAGUUUGUCCUGGCCUAAACAGGCUCAGUGAUAGUAAGACAGCAACAGUGUCUUGCUGUGCUACAUCCUCGACUCUCAGCACCAGUCCCAAUUACUACAAGCUCACAACAUCCAGUAAAGACCCCAUCCUCUGUACCUGUGCAGAGGAAGUACAGGCUUUCUGACUGUGAGCCUAUUCUUUUACAUAGCACUAUCAAAACUGUAUUGAACUGUUGUAUCUUAGAUUUCAGAUGGACUAAAUACUAUUACUUUGAUUCCUUGAUGGUAAGCUGCUUGCAUUUGAGGCCCAAACAGCAGCAAGUGGCUCUUUUAGCCUGGAACCAAUCCACCACUAAAAAAUGCUGUGGCAUAUGGAGAACAUUCUCCUUGGCCCAGACUGCUAGUUUUAACUGCCUAGGAGACUGCGUGUUGCUGCUGUGUCUGUCACAGAGUUAGACGUGCACUGUGUCCCCCAGGGAUGCCCCCAUUUAAACAUUCCUGUGUCCUAUUGCAGAAGGAGGGCCUGGCAGACAGAUUCCAGAACUGAUCCCAGGACCCUUAGGUUACAUUCAGCACUUCUCCUAGAGGAGUGGUAACCAAAUGAGUGCUUGCUUAAUGCUCUGUCAUCACCUAGCAUAAAGAGAAGAGGGAGAUAAUUUUUAGAGCAUUAGCUUCCUUUACUGUACAGGAAAUCCCCACCUGUAAUUAUAACAUAGUGUUGGUGAAAAGACAGAACUUCCUCCUACCCCUCUCUGUUGGCACUGUAACCCUUUGGGUAAGAAUCUGAAUAAAGUCUCUACUGAGACAAAGUA
This is a messenger RNA of Passer domesticus (house sparrow), 4818 nucleotides long. It is a transcript of the gene KBTBD4, whose product is annotated as kelch repeat and BTB domain containing 4. The transcript has 4 exons. The record is from RefSeq and is a predicted model, not a curated record. The coding region runs from base 2354 to 4045 and encodes 563 amino acids. Gene Ontology annotation, molecular function: protein binding. Lineage: Eukaryota; Metazoa; Chordata; Aves; Passeriformes; Passeridae.